Rosa chinensis is the source of this 438-nucleotide messenger RNA. RefSeq lists its product as uncharacterized. The coding region runs from base 1 to 438 and encodes 145 amino acids. The transcript has a single exon. Lineage: Eukaryota; Viridiplantae; Streptophyta; Magnoliopsida; Rosales; Rosaceae. The record is from RefSeq and is a predicted model, not a curated record.
AUGGAUCUUUGCUUGAUUGAGGACCAGCCAUUAGAGCUAGACACUGAGAGCACAAAAGAAGAUAAAAAAUACUAUAAGGAGUGGUAUAGCUGCAACAAAAAAGCUAAGAAUGUGAUAAGAACCUCUAUGUCUGACACAGUUAGGGGCUCAAUCAUUGAGCCAGAGCUUGCCAUGGAUUUCCUAGAGGCCAUGGAGAUAAGUAUCUGGAGAGUGUAUCAGGAGAGUGACAAAGCUGAGGCUGCUAGGCUAUCUAAAAGAUUUAAUGAGCUGGAGUUUUCUGGAAAAGGAAGUGUGAGGGAGCACAUUAUGGAGCUGAUCGACCUUAACUCGAGGCUGAGGGAUUUAGACAUGGGAGUUAAAGACUCUCAGGUUGUGCAUGUGGCACUUCAGUCACUGCCUAACACAUACAGUAACCUGAGAACCUCAUACCAUGCCUAA